Rosa rugosa (rugosa rose) is the source of this 986-nucleotide messenger RNA. RefSeq names its product non-specific lipid-transfer protein 1-like. Gene Ontology annotation, biological process: lipid transport. NCBI's taxonomy places the organism in Eukaryota, Viridiplantae, Streptophyta, Magnoliopsida, Rosales, Rosaceae. The record is from RefSeq and is a predicted model, not a curated record. Bases 377 to 718 code for a protein of 113 amino acids. Gene Ontology annotation, cellular component: membrane. The transcript has 2 exons. Gene Ontology annotation, molecular function: lipid binding.
UCGUAAUUUACUUUGUUCCAAUCGUUUUUCCCAACUAAUUUUCAACCUUUUCUGUUUCGUUCAUCGAUACUGUAUGAACAUUAUUAGGGUUUUGACAAUUGGUAACCCUAACACAUCUUUCAAUGGGUUAUAGCUCGUCGUUUUUAGCGCCGGUCAUCGUGUCUCGAUCUUCUUCUGCAUGCGCUCAGAGCAUUCAAACCAGGUCUGCACGUCCACCACUGAUUUUGACGCACCGAAUAGCACAACGCUGCCACUUGCCACCACCAUUUCCCCUAUAUAAGCACCACCACGGCACCACCUUCUUUCCGAGCAUACACAUCACUGUAGCAAUACCCAGAGCAUUUUAAAUUUUUAACUAAGAAACAGAUCGAUCAAAAUGGCCGGAACCCUAGCCAAGCUGGCUUGUGUGCUCGUGAUGUGCGUGGUGGUUGCCGAAGCGGCCAUGACAUGCAACCAGAUCCAGGGCGGGAUGGCACCGUGCCUGGGCUACCUCACCAAAGGUGGGACCCCCAGUGCGGGGUGUUGUACCAACCUGAGAAACAUGGUCAACUCGGCGAGGACCACCGAUGACCGCCAGAAUGCUUGCAAGUGCUUGAAAGCAGCUGCUGCUAAACUCAAAGGGAUCAACCCAACCAACGCUGCUAGGCUCCCGUCCAACUGCAAGGUCAACAUUCCUUACAAGAUCAGCGUCUCCACUAAUUGCGCCAGCGUGAAAUGAAGAUCGAGUCGGAUGAUGGAGCAGAGCAGGAUAUGAAGCUAGCUAGUUUAGUAGGCUUAUUAAGUUCAGAAUAAUAAGGGAUUGAGUGGGUCCAGAUAGGGCGAGUUCAUGCACUACUUCAGCGACUGUCGUUUAAGUACUCUCUUUUUUAUUCAUGUUAGUUUCAGAUGUAUGUCUAUUAUCUUCAUGGAAUUUAUAUCCUGCUAUUUUUGAGUCAUAUGCAUGCAUCUAUCUUUUGAUUAACCUGACCUUACUCUGCAUUCCGGGU